GGGGAGUCGACGUCGCCGCGGUUUGUGCUGUUGUGUCAGUUUUGUGUUGCCUCUCGAUUCGAUCGUGUGUCGUUUGCUCGUGGUGUAGUUUUCCUCCUGAAUAUAAUUACUGCAAUCAUCAUUCUGCUGAGACUGUUGUCUGUGAAUCUGAUUUUUUUCGCUGCCCACCAUCAUUCCAGAGUGUAGAAGACAUCUGCGGGGCCGUGUGUGUUUAGCGAAUUUUUUAACUACGAGAUUUCCGGAGUGUAAAGUUUGAGCAUUGUUCUAGUGCACGGUAUUCGGUCAAGUCUUGCGUACAAAUUCCGGUUCGGUUGAGUGGGGGAAAUCGAACAAGAAAAGCUUUCGCGAAUCCCGGUCCAGUUUUUGCGUGUUUCUUGAGUGCUGUCGCGUGCAGAUUUUUGGAAAGUUGCGGUAUUUCUUGGCGGAAAUUUCCAUUUGGAAGUAAUAUAAAAUAACGAAAAAUUACAUCCAGUGUGUCGCUGCUGCUUGUCUCCUCCUAUCGUUCGAGAAACCGUGGCUCCACGGUCGUCCCUGCCGACAACGACGGAGCGAACCGGCGGAGCUGAAUCGGUAAGAGCAGAAGUGCGCGCUAGAAUUCAUCCAAAACGCGAAGAAGUAUGGAGGUGAGCAAUCACACUGCUUCGACACUAAGUCGAAGCAAUAGCCGGACGAGCUCCAACUCGGAGCUAGAGAAGGAACUGAUUGAUUUAGAAAUCAGCGGUACACAUAACAAAUCCAGCACACUCAAAAAACGGAUCUCAAGCAGUCGAACGCCAGCUAAAAAGGCUAAGCGGAUACGAUUUUUUCGGAAUGGUGACAGAUUUUAUUCCGGAAGUACCAUACCUGUGUCGGGGGAGAGAUAUAGGUCGUUUGAUAGUUUAACAGAAGACCUAACAAGACUGUUAGAAGAUAGUGUAACUCUCACGGGAGCCAUCCGGACAAUUUACACGCUCGACGGAAGGAAAGUGGAAAAGGUCGAAGACCUUGAAGAUGGUAAAAGCUACGUAUGUUCCUGCAAUAAUGAAGGUUUCAAAAAGAUAGAUUACAACACAAAUAACACAGCAAUUAAAAACACAAAUAGACUGUCUAGACUAAUACGUCCAUUAUCGCCUAUCAAAAAUGGAUCCAAUGGCACAAUGCCUCUUAAAGAGAUCAGCUCAUUUGUCCAUCCUAGGAUUGUUACCCUGAUUCGAAACGGUGUGAAGCCUCGUAAGAUACUCCGGUUGCUGCUGAACAAGCGUAACAGUCCAACGUACGAGCACGUGCUGACAGCAAUCACGCAAUGCGUCAAGCUGGACACCGGUUGUGUGCGGAAGGUGUUCACCGUUUCGGGGACGCCGGUGCUCAAAUUGGUGGAUUUCUUUGGCGAAGAGGACGUAUUCUUUGCUUACGGUAACGAACGGGUCGGGAACGAUGAUUUCGAGCUGGAACCAGACGAACGGAAAAUCAUUCAGGCGAACAAGAAAACGCUACGCAGCAAUACCACCCGAACAGGACCGAAGCCCAAGAUGCCCAUCAAGAGCCACAACGAUACGUUUGUGUGCGUAGAUGAAACCGUGCUGAAUGGAGUAAUUUCGCCGGAUUCGUUACCCCUGGAGCUGCAGAGCAAGUAUACGCUUGGAUCGAUUAUAGGCGAUGGAAACUUUGCUGUUGUGUUAAAACUGAAAGACAAAUCAUCGAACGCCGAUUAUGCGCUCAAAAUAAUCGACAAAUCAAAGUGUUCCGGAAAGGGCCACUAUCUAGCGGCAGAGAUUCGUGUGAUGAAGAAGCUGAACCAUCCGUGUAUCAUCCAGCUGAUACAGGACAUUGAGACGAUGAACAACAUGUAUCUGGUGCUGGAGUUGGUACGAGGCGGAGAUUUGUUUGACGCCAUCACGAGGGUAACCCGGUUCUCUGAAAAUCAAUCCAAAAUCAUGAUAAAGCAUCUGUCUUCGGCGAUGUCGUACAUGCACGCCCUCAGCAUCGUGCAUCGGGACAUAAAACCAGAAAAUUUGUUGGUUGAAUUGGACAGGGAUGGCAAUGUAAUGCUGCUGAAGCUAGGCGAUUUUGGACUAGCCUGUGAAGUUACGGAACCAUUGCUAUCGGUAUGCGGGACGCCUACUUACGUGGCACCGGAGAUCCUCAUGGAAACUGGUUAUGGCGUAAAGAUUGACGUGUGGGCCGCCGGUAUUAUUCUAUACAUUCUACUCUGUGGAUUUCCACCAUUCGUUUCACCCGACAAUCAGCAGGAGCAGCUGUUCGACGCUAUUCUGAAUGGUUUCUUUGACUUUCCUGCGCCCUACUGGAAUAACAUUGGCGACAGUGUACGAGAUCUGAUUAUCAACAUGCUGCAGUCCGAUCCAGAACUGAGGUUUUCUAGUGAGGACAUUCUCGAUCAUCCCUGGCUGACGAGCGACGUGGUCGGAGACACACGAGAUCCCAACGGGUACCGAAUCAUCUCCAAUCUGGUGUACUAGAAAAUCCACUUUUCUUUCCGCCUAUCUGUCAAUUCCUUAAGUGGACUAAAUUACUGUUUAGAAAAGCUAAUGCACAUAUCCUUAGUUCGUUAGGAUUCUAUUUAUGUGUAAAUUGUUCAUUUUCUACACAAACAUCUAAAUUUUAUGUUAUUUAGUUAAAUACCAAAAUUUCUGUGAUUAUUUAGCUGCAUUAUUUGCACAGAAACAGAAUGCUUUUUCAACUUUUAACUACAUUUCUUUCUCCUAUUGUCACUACUCCCAUUUGGGUAAAUGGGAGCGUCUGCAUGGAAUGUCAAAAAUGAAGAACAACUAAACUGUACAUAGCAUGGUCAAAUAGUCGUUUCUCUUUUUUACCUUAAUCGUAUUUUCUCCAUUUCCAUUAUCUAUUCCAUAUCAGUACCGAGUGAGCGAGCCAUCAUGUGGAGUCAGCAUGUUUUGGAUGAUAUUCUUUAGGGAGAAAAAACGCUAAUCAAGUAUAAAACGCCAAAAAGUGAGUAAAUAUUUUUGAACAGCUUCUUUUGAAUUCGAGAAUGUUCGUGGAAAAUGACACGUGCGGACUCGUAGCACCAAAUCGAAUUGCGUUGGUCUCUACGUCCUGCAAAGCUAUAUCGAAUCCUGUAAAUAGCAGCAUUUUAAGGUAUUUAUGAACCACAACUACUGUUACUAGUAAGAAUCAAGAUAAUCGUAACAAUUGUAAUGUUCGGACAGAACGAAAUAUCAUCACGAGAGAACUGUAUACAUAUUUGUUCGUUGUAAUAUUAUUGCUGUUAGCAAUUGCAGAUUUUUAUUCAUUUGAAUAUAAUUUAAGCAAGCUUAUUUACUAGUUUUAGUUAAUGUUAGCCCAAUUUUUUCCAAUUCUCAUAUAAAGAAAAAGAGCGGAAUCGCAGUCAGUCCAAGUCAAACAUAUAAAAUAGCUUAAGAGUAUUAAAACAAAGGUGAAAGCAAGGAGUUAGACUUAGUACAUUUGUUUUCAUUCGCUGUAUUGUUUUCUAAUUUAUUUUCCUUCCCCGAUUCGUGAGUAGCAUUGAUAAUCGUUUUUUGUUUGUAAGGGUCGUUUCUGACAAGCACGCGUUAACAGUGUUUAGUUUUUGUUUAAGUUUGUUUCGUAAAAUCACAAUCCGAAAAGAAUACAAUCAGUUAAAUGAUCUAUUGAUACAUAUACAUAUUAGUGUAGACGUAACAAAAUUUGAGCAUCAAUACAAAUUUGACGAGUUUUUCUUUGCUUAAAAAUACACAGUAUUCACUGCAGCGGUCCAGCUUUGGUAUGAA
Molecule: messenger RNA, 3725 nt
Organism: Topomyia yanbarensis
Lineage: Eukaryota; Metazoa; Arthropoda; Insecta; Diptera; Culicidae
Product: serine/threonine-protein kinase GL21140
Exons: 9
Coding region: 618-2456 (612 amino acids)
Biological process (GO): protein phosphorylation; intracellular signal transduction
Molecular function (GO): ATP binding; protein kinase activity
Source: RefSeq, a predicted model, not a curated record